Molecule: messenger RNA, 4467 nt
Organism: Aedes albopictus (Asian tiger mosquito)
Lineage: Eukaryota; Metazoa; Arthropoda; Insecta; Diptera; Culicidae
Exons: 3
Coding region: 1-4467 (1488 amino acids)
Biological process (GO): DNA integration
Molecular function (GO): nucleic acid binding
Source: RefSeq, a predicted model, not a curated record
AUGUGUGGGUACACGGAUGCCGAGAAUGCCGUCCGGUUGCAGAAAAGCCUAACAGGGAAGGCGUACGACGCAGUGAAGAGCCGUUUGAUGCAUCCCUCCAACGUUAAAGGAGUCAUUGACACGCUUCGGAUGAGAUUUGGACAGCCAGAAGCUAUUGUCCACUCGUUGAUAGCGAAAAUAACAGCUUUACCACCACUGAAGGAGGACAAACUUGAGACAAUAAUGGAUUUUGCCGUUGAGGUUCAAAACUUCUGUGCCAUCGUCGAUGCAUGCGAAAUGGAAGAGCACAUGUACAACGUGUCGCUGCUGCAUCAACUCGUUUGUAGACUUCCACCAUCGAUUAAGCUGGACUGGGCCAGAUAUCGCUAUACGUUACCUAGAGCCAACCUGGCAACAUUCGGAAACUGGAUCUAUUCGUUAGCAGAAGCUGCAAGUACUGUGACAAUUCCAGCAAUCCAAGACCUCAAACUUUCGCGGAACGAGCCUCGUCCAAUAAAAAAGAGCACCGGGUUUCUAAACGCGCAUCUAGAAUCAACCGAAACGGAUUCGAAGCCAGAUAUGGAGACAGCUCGAAAGGAUGCAGUCACGCUUCACGGAAAGAGCGGGAGCAUUCAGACUUUCGCCUUCUUGGACGAAGGUUCCAAGCUAACCCUUAUGGAUAAAGACCUUGCCGAUGAACUCGAGUUGGAAGGAGAUGAAAGCCCAUUAUAUCUUCGAUGGACUGGCGGCACCGAGCGAUGCGAAAAAGAUUCCCGGGUCACGACUGUUACGAUUGCAGGCACACAUGAUGGAGCAAAGAGUUUCAAACUGGAUGAGGUGCGAACGGUGAAUGAUCUGCAGCUGCCUCGGCAAUCUCUGAACAUUGGAAAGAUGUCGGAACAGUACCCGUACUUACGUGGCCUACCCAUAGAAUCCUACAAAGGCGCCCGUCCAAGAAUUUUGAUCGGACUGAAACACGCUCACGUUAGUCUUGUGCUGCAGUGCCGGGAAGGUAAGCUGGAACAACCUAUAGCCAUAAAGACACGUCUGGGGUGGACAGUAUGCGGUGGAAGUGACGGCGAAAAUGUACCGAACAUGGUACACUAUUCGUUCCAUGUAGGGUCACGCGACGGUCAUUUGGAUGAAGACCUGCAUCAAGCCAUGAAGGAUUACUUUGCUCUAGAUAGUAUGGGAGUAGCAAAGCCGAAUGAAGUCCUACUGUCCUCCGAAGAUCAACGAAGCUGUAGAAUGUUGGAAUCACUAACUCAUCUCAACGGAGAUCGAUACGAAACAGGAUUACUGUGGCGCUAUGAUGACAUCCGUCUUCCAAAUAGUCGACAGAUGGCGCUUCGCCGGUAUAACCUGCUGGAAAAGCGUAUGGCGAAGACUCCAGAACUUGCCAAAGCCCUAGACCAGAAGAUCGCCGAGUACAUUACAAAAGGGUACAUACGACGGUUAUCCAAGGAGGAAGAAGAUCGACCCGCUUCACGUGUCUGGUAUCUGCCGGUAUUUCCAGUGUUUAAUCCGAACAAGCCGGCGAAAAUCCGGAUCGUAUGGGAUGCAGCUGCCACGAUAUUUGGAAUGUCGUUAAACUCCGCCCUCCUGAAGGGACCCGAUCAGUUGUGCUCGCUAUACUCCAUACUAUUGCAGUUCAGGGAACAUCCGAUUGGACUCACUGGUGAUAUACGCGAGAUGUUCCACCAGAUACAGAUCCGGGAACAGGACCGAUCAUGUCAACGAUUUUUUUGGAGGAAUGAGCGCGGAGAAACCACCGUCUUCGAAAUGUGUGUCAUGACCUUUGGUGCGUGUUGCUCGCCAAGCAGUGCGCAGUUCGUGAAAAAUCUUAAUGCUGAAAGGUUCAUUGGAAGGUAUCCUGAAGCAGUUGACGUCAUCAUCAAACGCCAUUACGUGGACGACAUGCUAGUAAGCGUAAAGACGGAGAAAGAGGCUAUCACCUUGGCAAACCAGGUCAAAUAUGUACACUCCCAAGGCGGGUUCGAAAUCCGCAACUGGAUAAGCAACUCACCAGCGGUUAUGCGGUCUUUAGGAGAGGAUGAAGCGAAGAUAAAGAAUCUUGACCUUUCCGCUGAAAUGGCAACGGAGAAAGUUUUGGGGCUGUGGUGGUGCACUGAGAAGGAUACGCUCACGUACAAAGUAGGCUGGACCCGUUAUGAUGAAGUGCUCUUAGAAGAACAACGACGUCCCACGAAGCGGGAAGUGCUGAGAGUGCUCAUGUCCAUUUUCGACCCUCUUGGUUUGAUUGCCCACUUUCUAAUUUAUCUUAAAGUCCUACUACAAGAAAUCUGGCGUUCCGGAGCCCAGUGGGACGAGAAGAUCAACGAUAACCUUUUUUUGAAGUGGCAAACCUGGUUGCAAGUGCUACCUGAUGUCGAAGGCGUACAAAUACCUCGGUGCUAUCAUACACGAAAUCCGGCCGCCUGUGAAAUACAGCUGCAUACGUUUGUCGAUGCCAGUGAGAACGGGUUUGCUGCCGUAUCGUAUAUGAGAUUCUCAAAUGGUGACGAAGUGGAAUGUACUCUCAUCACAGCAAAAACCAGAGUCGCUCCCCUGAAAUACCUAUCCAUCCCUAGACUUGAGCUACAGGCAGCGGUUCUCGGUGCGAGACUAGCACAAACGAUCAGUGAAUCCUUGUCCAUUCGAGCAACUCAACGUUAUUUUUGGACCGAUUCACGAGAUGUGCUGUGCUGGAUUAACUCUGACCACCGUCGGUUCUCACAAUUCGUGGCACACCGAGUUAGCGAGCUGCUUGACACGACCGAAGCCAAUAAUGAACCAAAGAGGGAUAGGAAACUACACUACAAUGACGCCACGAAAUGGCAAGGGCGACCAGACCUCACCGUUAAUAGUAGAUGGUUCAAUGGUCCCCACUUCCUUCUAAAAAGUGAGGCCUACUGGCCACGACAAACGCAGUUCAACACAUCGACAUUAGAAGAGCUCCGUCCACAUGUACUUGCGCACAUUCCAACUGAAAUGCCGGUGCUACGCGUCACAGAUUACUCUAACUGGAGAAGGUUGGUCACCGUGAUCGCGUUUGUACUUCGCUUUCCGGAUAACUGUCGCCGUAAGCUGCAACAUCACCCGAGCCGCACCGGUUCAUUAUGUACGGAAGAGAUUCGAACAGCCGAAGAAUGUAUUAUACGCCAAGCUCAACAAGACGCAUUUCCCGAGGAGAUUAAUGCCCUGAUGCAAAGUAAAAGGAUUGCACGAAGCAGCUCACUUUUCAAAUUAACUCCAUUUAUCGACGAAAGCGGGAUGUUACGCAUGCGUGGCCGGACUACCAUCUGUCCGUUCAUUGCCGAGGAAGCGAAGAAUCCCAUCAUACUGCCCCGUGACCACCACACUACCACAUUGAUUGUCAGAAAGUACCACGACAAGUACCACCAUCUCAACCAAGAAACCGUGGUUAAUGAACUUCGACAGAGGUUCUCGAUCUCCCGACUACGCACUGUUUGUGCCAAGGUUAGAAGAAACUGCCAGCGUUGCAAAAACGAUAGAGUUGUGCCGAGCGCUCCGAUUAUGGCUGAUCUGCCUGAAGCCAGGCUAGCUGUAUAUUCUCGACCUUUCACCCACGUAGGCAUCGACUAUUUUGGAUCAAUGGAGGUCGCUAUCGGCCGUAGGGUGGAAAAACGCUGGGGAAUGCUAGCCACUUGUAUGACAACGCGGGCAGUACACAUUGAAGUUGCACAUUCCCUUAGCACCGACUCUUGCGUAAUGGCCAUCCGUAACAUGAUCGCUAGACGUGGAAUUCCCCGAUAUAUAUACUGCGACCGCGGGACCAAUUUCGUUGGUACAAGCAGGGAGCUGAGCCGCGUCGAAAAGGAACUCGAUCAUGAAGCGAUGAUGAGAGAGUUCGCCAGAUCUGAAAUUGCUUGGUCUUUCAACCCCCCGUUGUCGCCGCACAUGGGAGGAUGUUGGGAGCGCCUGAUACGCAGUGUAAAGAACAGUUUGAAGUCCUUGAACCUCCCACGUCGACCAUCAGAUGAGAUUUUGCGUAAUGCACUGACCGAGAUUGAGAAUACGUUAAAUUCGAGACCACUCACCCACAUUCCGAUUGACGAUGAUGCCGCUCCAGCACUCACCCCCAACCAUAUUCUGCUGGGACACUCCAGCGGGGCAAAACCACUCACCACGCUCGAUGACAGUUUCACCAUCGUACGUCAAUGCUGGCGCACUUCUCAGGUCAUCGCCAACCAAUUUUGGAGACGAUGGAUUGCUGAGUAUCUACCGGAGAUAACUAGGAGGACAAAAUGGUAUGUUUCUAGUGCAUCACCGAUUAAGAUGGGUGACAUCGUCGUUAUCGUGGACUCGACCUUCCCUCGUAAUUGUUGGCCCAAGGGAAGGGUAAUAGCGACACGCCCAGGACGAGAUGGAGUGGUACGGUCAGCUACAGUAAGGACGUUGACUGGCGUCUACGAGAGGCCGGUUGUCAAGCUAGCUGUAUUGGACGUUUUACGCGAAGAGAUGUAG